AUGGCCACACAGUCAAACACUGUCGAUGCCGACGCGGUCGACCUCUCGGCGACGGCCAUUCAAGCGUUCCUCGCCUCGCUGCCAGAGGUCGCACUCAAGGCGGCGCCCAGCACGCAUCUGCCGACGACGCUCCCCCUCUCGUUCCCAUCCGACCUCCACUGCGUCAACCUCCUGACAGUCCUGCACCUGCUCCACACGUUGUUCUCGCAGCCUCAGCACCGCCGCUACUUUGCCGAGGCAGACACCACACCGUCGGACACGGCGCUGCGCGGCGCGCUGGGCAUGUUCCUCGCGUCGGAGACGGGGUGGGACAAUGACAACCUCCUCUCCGCCAAGGCUUGGCGCGAGGACCUGCUGAACGAGGCCAAGGUGGCUGACCUGUUUGACAUUGAGAUUCUCAAGGAGCGCCAGCACGAGACGCUCCCCAUCAAGGUCGGCGAGCGGUCGGCGCCCGCCGUCGCCGUGGUUGCGGACGUUGUCACCCUCUUCCACGACCUCGGGUACUCGAUCGACGCGUCGUGUAUUGGCGAAGAGGUCCUGGCGCUGCUCACGGUGGAGAAGGAGCACACGGCGCAGGACGUCGACCAGGCGCUGGCGUUUGCCCAGGACUUUUGCCAUCGCGUGGUCACGCUCAUGCCGCUCCUUGCAGACCCGUACCCCGAUCCCAAGGGCCAAGUCCUCCCCGCUGCGCCGCUCAUGCUCCUGCAAGACCUCGCCCACCGCUUCCCCAGCACGCCCACCAUCCCGCUCCCCCCUUCCGCCGGCCUGGCCAACAUCUCGCCCCUCCCGCUCCCCAUCGACCUGCUCCUGCAUUUGGGCAUCGUCCAGCCUGACAAGCUGCCGGGCGGGGACGAGCUGCGCCACGCCACGGGCGACUGGUGGGUCGGCCGCCAGCCGGACCUGUUCACCCAGCCCGACAGUGCGACGCCGGCGGGCGCCCCGCCCAAGAUCAUCACCGUGUCGCGCGCGACCCUAGACGCACUGUGCAACGCGAGCGUGCAGGCGUGCGGCGAGAUUGCGUCGCAUGCCCAGUUUGGCGCGGUGGCCUGGCAAAAGGGCCUGACGAUGGUGGACGUUGCGCACCUCAUGGCGGGGCUGGACGGCGUGCUGGACGCCCAUGGCAUGGGUGUGCGUAUUGUCCUCUAG
Molecule: messenger RNA, 1146 nt
Organism: Apiotrichum porosum
Lineage: Eukaryota; Fungi; Basidiomycota; Tremellomycetes; Trichosporonales; Trichosporonaceae
Exons: 3
Coding region: 1-1146 (381 amino acids)
Source: RefSeq, a predicted model, not a curated record